UAGGUGGCAGCACUUUACGGCAGCGUAAAAUUUUCCACAUGGCCUCCGGUUCUCGUGUAAGAAUUUGAGCUUUGAGCGGAACGUCUCAUUAAAAGUGAAGAAAUAACGUUACAUGCGUUUGAAAUGGGUAAAAGUAAAACCACUAAAUUCAAGCGGCCGCAGUUUAACGCGGUUGGGCUGCCGGUAAAGGCUGUGAAAGAAGUGGACGAAGACGAGGAAGGACCCGCAGAGGAAGACUGUCCAGCUGAAGAGUUACUGGAAAAAUUGCAGAGUCCCAGUGCAGAUGCACGAGAGUUUGCAUGUGCUAACGUUUCUCGGGUGGUGCAGCAGCGGCAGGUCAUCCCCAGCUUCCUCCAGAGGGAUGCGGUGAAGCGACUUGGGCCUAUGCUACUGGACAGCAAGCUGUCUGUCAGGGAGACCGCCGCAGGAGCACUCAGGAAUCUGAGUGCAUGUGGAGGUCAGGAGGUGUGUGAGGACAUGGUGAAACACGACAUCAUGACUCCCCUGUCAGUGCUGCUGAGAGAGUGCUGUGCUGGAUUUGAGAGCAGCGAACAGAAAAGUGGAGUCGAGAACGUCGCAAAUGAGGCUCUGAACUUGCUGUGGAAUCUGUGUGAAUGCAGCAGCCAGGCAUUAUCCAUCUUCAACAAAGCUGGGCUUCUGGAUUUGGUUGUCCAGUGUCUGGAGAGAUACACACACAACAUGGAUCUGGCCAUAUCCGCUGCCCACUGUUUGCACACCGUGACUGAAGACAAUCCGGAGCUGAUGUGUAGCAUGAACACUGCUGUACUUGGAGCCCUGGAGAAUGUGCUGGUGUCAUCUAAGCCAGGCAUGGAUCCAACUCUCCUUAGGAUACUGGCUGCAGGGACACUGUGGAACACAAAGCCUAGUCUUCCUGCUGCUCGCCAGGCACAGACAAUGAAUGCUGUGGUGGUGACCUUAGCAAAGUGCUUGGAUAUAGAUGCAGAUGUGCUAAUCCCCGAACUCAAGCAAGCUGAAGACAUUCGUCUGAGUAAUCCACCAACAGUGACAGACAUGGAAGACCAGGCUAUUGGAGAUUUACCUGCAGAGGAAAUGGAUGAAGAGAAGUCUGUUAAGAACAAAAACAGUAAAGUUUUGAAGGUUGAUAAGGACGUCUCUGACCUCUUGCCUGGGGGCAAGCAGGAGCUGAAGGAGGCAACAGCUUUGCUGACAGCCCAGCAGACGUCACUAGAGAUCCUCGUUAACAUGUGCUGCUCCGACGACCCAUCUGAUGACGAGUGGGAGGCGACGUCCAGCAGUGAUGAAAGCGAAAUGAGUCCUGAUGGCCUUUGUGAUGGAGUGUCCAGUCUUAUGAGUCCAUUGUGUUUAUCAGCUGAGAUUCACAGUGCCUUAAUCAACCACAGCAUCCCAGAAAAGGUUCUCAAAAAGACUCGGCUACCGGGAAAGGAAGCUAUGGAUCUGUGCCUUCAGAAUCCUUCCUGGAAGAGCCUCAUAAAAAAGAUGCAGCGGGUGCAGUCCCGAGCACUGACGUGUCUCCACAGUAUCCUCUCCACUAUGGACUCUGAGUCUCUGGGAGGAGCAGAAGCUCUUCAGGGUGCAGCACAGCACCUGUCCACGCUCGUUUUCAGCACAGAAGAGAUGCCCAAAGAUGAGGAAUUCUUAGAAGCUGUCAUCAGCGCCAUCCGUUCUCUCUUACAGAUGAUUGCAUCAAAUAAUAUCCCACAGUGUAUGAGCCCCCAGCAACUGAUGAGCCUGAGUGAGACCGCAACCCGUUGUGACAUCACCAGCGUGAGGGUCAACGCUGUAGCCAUUCUGGGCAUCACUGGCAGCACUUUAGCCAAAGAAAAACAGACUGCGGAAAUUCUUCAGAUGAUUGGAAAUGCCUUACUUCAAGUCGCUACACAAGAUGCUAAUUUAGUUGUAAAUGGUGAAGCCCUUGAUGCAUUGUUUGACGUUUUUGCGGAUGGAUAUGAGGCAGAGAUUGCUGCUAAAACUAUCCAGUUGCUACCUGCACUGAAGGCACUUCAACCCGUCUUUAAAGCCAAGAUUCGUAAAGAAGGAAGGGGCAAGUACAGCCCUCAGCAGCUGUGUGUGCUAGACAACAUCAAAGUCAACUUGAGAAGAUUUAUUGGUUAUCUGGAGAAGGUGGUGAAAAAAUGAGCACUAUCUGCACUUCACACUGUGAUCAGAUAAAACUUUGGUUUACUUCAUUCGCACAGAAAAUGCGAGUAGCUUGAUUGUGGUUGUAAAACCAUGAAGUAUUUAUUGUGUUGGUAUAAAACCAUAUAUAAUUUGCUUGGCUUAGGUUUUUUUGUUGUUCAUUCUCUGAAUAUUGAUUCACUUUUAUUUUGUGAUGUGAAGUAUAUUGCAGAGCGUUUUUUAUCCCCUCAUUUUUUUUAACACAAAAAAAUGAGUUGAAUUUGCAUAAUUUCACCUUUUGUUGGCCCUGUAACAUUCAAGAGAUUAAAUGUGUACACGUGAUAAUCUACCAAGUUGUGACAUCUGUAGAUUUGUUGUUUUACUACACUGCAAUGCUGCAGAUAUCAUGCAAAAGUUUACAGUCUAAUACAGUGACAUUUUUAGUCACUGAAUCCUCUUUUUGUUUGCCUGUUUAAAGGAAUCACUGCCAACAUUGUAUUAAAAGUACAAUCUGUUUAGAAGUAUGUAACUCUCACCUUUGCCCAUUUCUACUACUUUUCUUGCAGCUGUUAUUCCACACAAACUUGGGGCUGUGAUUUUUGUGUUAUAAGAUAGUGGUUUUAGUUGUUGUUGUUUUUUUUUUGUUUUGUUUUUUCUGCAAGUCAGCAGUCUUGUGUAGCUGUUGAUAGGAUCUUUGGUGGCCACCCCAAUCACCAGUUCUACAAUCAUUCUGCUUUGUACAGUUGAACAAUUUUAAAAAUAAAUCAAGAUACUGUC
Messenger RNA from Thalassophryne amazonica, 2895 nucleotides. RefSeq names its product HEAT repeat containing 3 (gene heatr3). The record is from RefSeq and is a predicted model, not a curated record. The coding region runs from base 124 to 2139 and encodes 671 amino acids. Lineage: Eukaryota; Metazoa; Chordata; Actinopteri; Batrachoidiformes; Batrachoididae. Gene Ontology annotation, biological process: protein import into nucleus; ribosomal large subunit biogenesis. The transcript is spliced from 15 exons.